UAGAGUUGCAGAGUUUAGUAAAUCUUAAAGAACUUCGUUUGAAAAAACUUAAUGGACUAUCAAGCGUGGAGGAUGCUCGAGCUUUAAAGCUCCAGGAUAAAAUAUUCCUGAAGUGUUUGGCACUAUGUUGGGAGUGGCGGGAUAUGGAAGUUGCAUUAGGUUUUGAUGCAAUAUUAUUACAUGAGCAGGUAUUGGAAGACCUUCAGCCUAACCUAGCUUUAAAGAAAUUAGAAAUUGUUUCUUAUAUGGGGAAGAAACUCCCGAGCUGGAUGGCGUGCAAACAAGGAUAUUUAAAGGAUUUGACGGAGAUCAAGCUCGUCAAUCUCAGGAAAUGUGAAAGGCUACCACCGCUUGGACAACUACCUGAGCUUGAGAUUGUUGAGAUAAGUGGCAUGGAUUCAAUUAGUGCAGUGGAUGAUGCAUUCUACGGUGACUGUGACGGUGACACGUUUCCUAGAUUGAAAACACUCAUUUUCUCAGAAAUGCCUAUGCUGGAGAGAUGGCUGAAGGCAAAAGGUGAAGGUGACGUGUUCCCGAGGCUUGAGACGUUGAUACUAAUCCAGUGUCCAAAAUUCAAGGAAUUGGAUGUGCGACCAUCAUCAAGAAGGGAAUUCCUUAGACUUGAACUAUGGUUGAAUAAUGACAAGUUGCUGAGCUCUGAAUUUGUAGGUUGGCAGAACCUUGUACAUGUCUCUGAGUUGGAGAUAACCGGGUGUCAAGAGCUGAGGUGCUUACCACAGGGAAUCAAGCAUCUCAAGCACCUUUAUCGUUUGGAGAUUAUCCGAUGCAACAAUUUGAUCUCUUUGCCGGAUUGGUUGGCAGAACUCACAAUUUUUUAUCCGUCGAAAGAACACAGAGUUCCUAUUAACUUGGUUGUACGAGAUUGCAUCAUGCUGUCAUUCAUUCCCGAGAGGCUCAAACAAUCGCCCUAUAUUGACAUGACGAUUGAAGGCUGUCCAAAGUUGGGGGUCUAACCGGCAAAGCAUAUUGUCCAUCCGUCUUCUUCAUCGAUUUGCAAGUGUGUGUGUGUGUGUGUGUGUUGACCCAAGUGAAGUCAUCCAUCCAUGGGAGGCAAUCCUUCUUAAUCUAAUAAUGUAUGUAUGCCCUCCAACUCUCUCUCUCUCUCUCUCUCUCUCUCUCUCUCUCUCUCUCUCUCUCUCUCUCUCUGGUAUAAUAAACUUGUUAAUGUUUGCAUCUCACUUCCACAUUUGCUCUGCUCUGAUAGUAUUGGUUUACAUCUCACUUCAAUCAUUUUUUGACGUUAGCAAGUACGUAAUUUGCCGUUUCUAAGAUUGCUUGCAAGACUAAUAUGAACUUACUAACCUAACACAAUAAAAUUGUAGCAUAAAAAUUAAUCUUCAUACUUCCCUUUCGAUCAGAAUGCGGCGCCUACAUAACUACUACACGAAAUACGUCAUCUAAAAAAGAUUAUUGUCUCACAACACAUUUUCAUUUAUUCAGCCAUGUUAAAUAGUCUCCACCCCCAAAAUUAAA
Musa acuminata AAA Group (dessert banana) is the source of this 1494-nucleotide messenger RNA. Its product is annotated as putative disease resistance RPP13-like protein 1. The coding region runs from base 144 to 974 and encodes 276 amino acids. NCBI's taxonomy places the organism in Eukaryota, Viridiplantae, Streptophyta, Magnoliopsida, Zingiberales, Musaceae. The record is from RefSeq and is a predicted model, not a curated record. The transcript has a single exon.